AGCCAUUUACUCCCCCUUCCCCCCACGCCAAAACUUCUCUGGUUCCCUGACCUCAGUGAGAUUGCAGCCGGUGUGGGAACCUGGGGGAGACAUGGAGAAAGAGACGGGGGAUCCCCUGGCUGGAGCUGACCGACAGAGUAGGCAGUCAUGGCUGGAGAAUUGGAUAUCAGAGUAAUGUUUGACCUCUGGAAACACCAAAUUUCUUUUUUCAGUCCCUUACAGGAGGUCCGGUCAAAAUUCACUAGGUAGGAGGGUCAUCAGCUGGAAAGAGCCGGAGCCUGGGGGGACCUGGCCGGAUAGGUAUGGGGAGUCCAGGCUGGUCCCCCCAUGGCAGCCCCCCAACUCUAAGCACUCUCACCCUCCUGCUGCUCCUCUGUGGACAUGCUCAUUCUCAAUGCAAGAUCCUCCGCUGCAAUGCUGAGUAUGUAUCAUCCACCCUGAGCCUUAGAGGUGGGGGUUCACCGGGAGCACUUCGAGGAGGAGCAGGAGCAGGAGCAGGAGCAGGGAGCCGGGGUGGCGCGGGCUCCGGCGGCCUCUGUCGAGCCCUCCGCUCCUACGCUCUCUGUACCCGGCGCACCGCCCGCACCUGCCGCGGGGACCUGGCCUUCCAUUCGGCGGUGCACGGUAUCGAAGACCUGAUGAUACAGCACAACUGCUCCCGCCAGGGCCCCACGGCCCCUCCCCCGCCCCGCGGCCCCGCCCUUCCAGGCUCCGGCCCAGUCCGCUCCUCCGGACCCCCAGCCCCGGACCCCUGUGACUAUGAGGGCCAGUUUUCCCGGCUGCACGGUCGUCCCCCGGGCUUCCUGCAUUGCGCCUCCUUUGGGGACCCCCACGUGCGCAGCUUCCACCACCUCUUUCACACGUGCCGUGUCCAAGGAGCUUGGCCCCUGCUGGAUAAUGACUUCCUUUUUGUCCAGGCCACCAGCUCCCCCGUGGCAUCGGGGGCCAACGCCACCGCUACCCGCAAGCUUACCAUUAUAUUUAAGAACAUGCAGGAAUGCAUUGAUCAGAAGGUCUACCAGGCUGAGGUGGACAAUCUUCCAGCAGCCUUCGAAGAUGGUUCUAUCAAUGGAGGUGACCGACCUGGGGGCUCUAGUUUGUCCAUUCGAACUACUAAUCCUGGGAAUCACGUGGAGAUCCAAGCUGCCUAUAUCGGCACAACUAUAAUCAUUCGGCAGACAGCUGGGCAGCUCUCCUUCUCCAUCAAGGUAGCAGAGGAUGUGGCCAGGGCCUUCUCUGCUGAGCAGGACCUGCAGCUCUGUGUUGGGGGGUGUCCCCCAAGUCAGCGACUCUCUCGCUCAGAACGCAGUCGUCGUGGAGCUAUAACCAUUGAUACGGCCAAACAGCUGUGCAAGGAAGGGCUGCCUGUAGAAGAUGCUUACUUCCAUUCUUGUGUCUUUGAUGUUUUGAUCUCUGGUGACCCCAACUUCACGGUGGCAGCUCAGGCAGCUUUGGAGGAUGCCCGAGCUUUCCUGCCAGACUUAGAAAAGCUGCAUCUCUUCCCCUCAGAUGCCGGAGUUACUCUUUCCUCAGGAACCCUCCUGGCCCCACUAUCUGGGCUCCUUCUUCUGUGGCUUUGCAUUCAGUAACUAGGCCAGCAACCCCAUGACUGGUUUGAAAUGAUCAGGGGAUAGAGACAGGCAGGGAAGAACAUGAAGAAUCCCUGAAGGAAACAGAGGGAACUAGAAGACACAUGAAAUAACGACAUUUAACCAGAGUCAGAUAAGGCUGUAGUCCAGGACUGAAAUGAUCACAGAAUAAGGAUUUUGGGCAAAGCUUCUGUAAUCUAGACUUCUGUAGUGGCUCUUUGUCCAUUUUCCCAGUCUCAGUUAUGAUACACGAUUGUUGUAGUUCCUCUACUCCUGAAAUCACCCCAACAAACUUAGAGGCUAUAGGGAUCUUGAUGACCAGUAGAAAACUUAAGGGUUGAGACUUUUAAGAUGAAAGAAUUGAAAGAGGAAGACAUGACCAUUACCUAUGAGAGAUGUAAAAAUCCAACAAUAUUUUCUCUUGGAAGAUGGAAAGAGGAGGAAAUGAUUAAGGAUGGAGUCUAUCUGAUAAAUAAAAAUCGGUAAGAUGUGCUCUUUCUGGCUCAGAAAUGAAACAGGGCUUGUCUGGAUCUUAGGAGGAGGGAAACUCUACCUUUGGAGCGUGGCAUGGAUAGGAAAGCAGCUAGCAUCCCCACCUCUACAUAAUCUGUUAUUAAAGCUAUGAAUUCUUCA
Molecule: messenger RNA, 2222 nt
Organism: Mustela erminea (ermine)
Lineage: Eukaryota; Metazoa; Chordata; Mammalia; Carnivora; Mustelidae
Gene: HJV
Product: hemojuvelin BMP co-receptor
Exons: 4
Coding region: 303-1589 (428 amino acids)
Biological process (GO): BMP signaling pathway
Cellular component (GO): plasma membrane
Molecular function (GO): coreceptor activity
Source: RefSeq, a predicted model, not a curated record